This is a messenger RNA of Microthlaspi erraticum, 462 nucleotides long. NCBI's taxonomy places the organism in Eukaryota, Viridiplantae, Streptophyta, Magnoliopsida, Brassicales, Brassicaceae. The record is from the annotation of a GenBank genome assembly.
AUGGGUGUUCUUGAUCAAGUUUCAGAAAUGUUUGAUUGCUCUCAUGGACACAAGAUUAAAAAGCGCAAACAGUUGCAGACGGUGGAGAUCAAAGUGAAGAUGGACUGUGAGGGCUGCGAGCGGAAAGUGCGGCGGUCAGUGGAAGGCAUGAAGGGUGUGUCGUCUGUGUCGUUGGAGCCCAAAGCCCACAAAGUCACUGUGGUCGGCUACGUAGAUCCCAACAAGGUGGUGUCUCGAAUGGCUCACAGGACCGGCAAGAAGGUCGAGCUGUGGCCCUACGUGCCCUAUGACGUGGUGGCACAUCCUUACGCUGCCGGAGUCUACGACAAGAAGGCACCGUCGGGUUAUGUGCGGAGAGCGGAUGACCCUGGAGUGUCGCAGCUGGCUCGUGCUAGCUCCACCGAGGUCCGCUACACCACUGCUUUUAGCGACGAGAAUCCAGCGGCUUGUGUGGUCAUGUGA